Messenger RNA from Bactrocera oleae (olive fruit fly), 2084 nucleotides. Its product is annotated as methionine aminopeptidase 1. The record is from RefSeq and is a predicted model, not a curated record. Lineage: Eukaryota; Metazoa; Arthropoda; Insecta; Diptera; Tephritidae. Gene Ontology annotation, molecular function: metalloaminopeptidase activity. Gene Ontology annotation, biological process: proteolysis. Gene Ontology annotation, cellular component: cytosol.
UAAAAAGUGAACUUUUUUUAUUUAUAUAAAUACAAUAUACAAGGUUAAUAAGAGGUAAAGAUAUAACAACAGGUUGCGAGAGUAUAAAAAUAACAUCAAGUAUCUCCAGGCAAUGAAGAGGCUACCUAUCCUUUAUCAAUUGGUUUGCUUUAUUAAAAUUUAAUGAUAUAUUAUAUUUAAACAGCAAUAUAUCAACCUAGCAAGUCGCACGUUCACAAGAGCUUCGGUUAGAAUUGUCAAUUAGAUUUUGAGAAACUAAUAUAAAGUUCAACAGAAAUAUCCGGUACCGCUGUUGAGUAAUUAGCCGAGAUAUGGCUUGCAGGGAAUUAUGUACCUGAUCUUAUCAAGAAAUGUUAAAUGAAAGUAUUUUUAAAUAUAUAUAUUAAUGAUGUUAAAAGCUUUCCUAUUUCCCACAGAAAUUAAAAUUAAAAUAUUAGUUUUGUUAAUCACAAAUGGGCAAUAUUAAAAGGUAAAAGGUAAAUUGCUAUCAAAAUGGACCAGUCAAUUUUGAUGUGAUCAAUUCUUAUAUACGACGCCAUAUACAUUGUGGGACGUGAACUUUAUUUUCCUCUAAGUUAGCAUCCAUACAGAGUUGAUUCCACAACAUAAUGCAUUUUCUAUCCAAGACCAGAACUAUUUACUUUUGACAGUGGGCACAAAUGUCAAAUCUCAACCUCAAUUAGAAUUUAGUUUGCUGCAACAUCUUAGUUAUAUUGGUUAAGUUCAUAAGCGCUAUACAAUGGCUCAUAAAUGUGAAACGUUAGGUUGUGGCAAAGAAGCCACCCUGCAAUGUCCAACCUGCUUGAAGUUGGGCAUACCAGGAUCCUUUUUUUGUUCGCAAGUUUGUUUUAAAGGAUUCUGGAAGGAACAUAAAGUUAUCCAUGCUCUGGCCGAGGGUGCAGGAAAACCAAAGGUAGAUAACACUGAAGCUGGUUACAAUCCCUGGCCACAUUAUCGUUUUACUGGUAAGUUACGCCCAUAUCCACAUACACCUAAACGCAAUGCGCCCGAGAAUAUAGAGCGGCCAGACUAUGCAGAUCAUCCAUCUGGUCGGGCUGCAUCGGAAGAGGCCAUGCGAGGAAACACUUCAAUUAAAGUCUUGGACGAUGACGAAAUUGAAGCUAUGCGCGUAGCUAGUAGACUUGGUCGAGAAUGUUUGGAUGAGGCAGGUAAAGCUGUGGAAGUCGGAGUUACCACGGACGAGUUAGAUAGACUUGUACACGAGGCCGCCAUUGAACGCGAUUGUUAUCCAUCACCGCUAAACUAUUACAACUUUCCUAAGUCUUGUUGCACCUCAGUUAAUGAGGUAAUAUGUCAUGGGAUACCAGAUUUGCGUCCAUUACAAGAUGGUGAUAUUUGUAAUAUUGAUGUUACCGUUUAUCAUCACGGAUUUCAUGGUGAUCUUAACGAAACCUUCUUCGUUGGUAAUGUUUCUGAAAAGCACAGGAAGUUAGUACGAGUCACUUAUGAAUCACUAUGCAAAGCCAUCGAAUUAGUGAGACCUGGCGUAAAAUAUAGGGAAAUUGGCAACGUCAUACAAAAACAUGUGGCGCCACAUGGUUUCAGCGUUGUGAAGAGCUACUGUGGUCAUGGCAUCCAUCGGCUUUUCCAUACUGCACCUAAUGUACCUCACUAUGCCAAAAACUCGGCUGUUGGUGUUAUGAAAGCUGGGCAUUGCUUCACAAUUGAACCAAUGAUAUCAGAAGGCGUAUCGAAAAAUGAACAAUGGCCCGAUAACUGGACAGCUGUGACAGGAGAUGGGCUCUAUUCUGCACAAUUUGAACAAACUCUAUUGGUAACAGAUAAUGGUUGCGAAAUUUUAACUCGUCGUCGAGAAAACAAUGGUCAACCAUGGUUCAUGGAUAAAAUAUAGAUGAUAAGAAAACCACAAGCAUUAACAAUAAAUGCCAAUACAGGAUGCUGACAAAGACACUACCACGAAAAACACACCUUUAAUAUAAUAUUUGGUGCAAAUGUCAUGCACUACUUCUAUGCCUUUCUCGUUCGUUAAAAGUCUACAAUUUUAAAAUAGAGUUUUUACGAAUUGAUAAGAAAUAUAUAUAAUAAAUCGUUGCUAAUUGCUA